Molecule: messenger RNA, 1840 nt
Organism: Amblyraja radiata (thorny skate)
Lineage: Eukaryota; Metazoa; Chordata; Chondrichthyes; Rajiformes; Rajidae
Gene: noc4l
Product: nucleolar complex associated 4 homolog
Exons: 15
Coding region: 1-1758 (585 amino acids)
Biological process (GO): ribosome biogenesis
Cellular component (GO): Noc4p-Nop14p complex; nucleolus; small-subunit processome
Source: RefSeq, a predicted model, not a curated record
AUGGCGGCGCCCAUGAUGGAGGUGGAGCUCGCGGCCGGGACACGGACACGGACAGAGCCCGGGCCCGGGGAUGUGGAGCGGCAUCAGCAUCAGCGCGGGCCCGGGGAUGGGGAGCGCGGGGCCGGCACUAGGACAGAGCGCGGGCCCGGGGAUGUGGAGCGGCAUCAGCGUCAGCGCGGGCCCGGGGAUGGGGAGCGCGGGGCCGGCACUAGGACAGAGCCCGGGCCCGGGGAUGGGGCGCCGUUGGCCGCCCGCCUGCGUCUGGUGCUGGGCAGCAGGAGCAACGCUAACGCCGUGCUGGACAUCCUGGAGACGCUGGAGGCUGAGGAAGAGGCCGAUACCCUUGAAGCCAUCCGCACCUGCGGCAGGUUGUUUUGCACCUUGCUGCAGCGAGGUGAUCUGUUUGUCGGACAGUUGCCCGGAGAAGAUGAGGCCAUGUCAGGUGACUACAGUGCGGAGACCAAGUACAGGAUGUGGAUGAGGCAUCGCUAUCAAGCCUGUGCGCAGCAACUCCUUGGUCUGAUGCUCCAUGAUUCUGAAGGUGUACAGAGACUGUGUGUGUGCACGCUGAUGAGGUUUAUCCAGACGGAAGGAAGGAGCCCACUAGUCCAAGGUGCGGACGAUAGUUCGUGUGUCUUCCCCGUGGAGCUGCUGAAGUCUGUGGUGGAACGCUUGCUGCAGGUGGAGACAGACUCCUCCUUGCUGAUCGCCUGCUUCCAGGAGUACCUGCGAUACGCUGACGUGCGUUACUACACUAUGGCGUGCACGGCCGACCACAUCCCAAGAGUAAUGCAGAAAGCCAAGGGGGCCCUGGUCCCCGCAUACCAACUCAACGUGUUCAACCUUCUCGCCUCCAUCCACAUGCCCGCGGGGCAGGGAGACCCUCGAGCCUUCCUGGUGAAACCAAAGAGGAAGUGUGCAGAGUACAAGGCAACGAAGCUGAAGGAACAGAAAAAAAAAUUUGAGCAAGUGUGGCUUGUAUUCCUUAAAUACAAGCUCCCCAUCGCGCUCUACAAGAAGGUGCUGGUGAUCUUCCACGAGGCCGUCCUACCUCACAUGAGCAAGCCCACGCUGAUGAUUGACUUCCUCACCGCAGCCUACGAUGUUGGGGGGGCCAUCAGCCUGCUGGCCUUGAGCGGACUCUUCAACCUCAUCCACCAGCACAACCUGGAAUACCCCGACUUCUACACCAAACUCUACAGUCUACUGGAACCCUCCGUACUCCACGUCAAAUACCGUGCCAGGUUCUUCCACCUGCUCAACCUCUUCCUGUCAUCCAGCCAUUUACCGGCGUACCUGGUAGCAGCGUUCAGCAAGCGACUGUCCAGACUGGCGCUGACCGCUCCCCCCAACUCCUUGUUGAUGGUCAUCCCCCUCAUCUGUAACCUUCUCCGUCGCCAUCCAUCCUGCCGGAUCCUCCUCCACCGGACGACCGACGCCACAGAGCUUUCCGCUGAUCCCUACCUUGUGGAUGAAGAGGACCCAGCAAAGUGCCGAGCGUUGGAGAGCUCCUUGUGGGAGCUACAGGCUCUGCAGCGGCACUACCACCCUGAUGUUGCUGGAGCGGCAGCUGUGAUCAAGAAGGCGCUGUGUGACCAGGAGACGGACCUCUCCGCGCUGUUCGAUCUGUCCACCCCAGAGCUCUUUGAGCGGGAGCCCAGGAAGAGGGCGUGCCGCGCCCCGCUGGAGUUUGAGGCUGCGGACGGGAUCCUGGGCCGGAGGAGAUGUCUGGUCCCCCAGCUCUGGGCUCUGGAGUAACUGCUGUGGUCACCGCUCUGUGUAAACACGCCGUGGCUGAAAGUGAAACCAGUAAAAAACCCCGAGUGUUCUGCAUCGUCUU